AUGAAUAGAUUCAUGUGGCUCAAUUCAAUUAACUAUAAAGAUCAGUAAAAGGAAAGUAUUCUAAGGAGCAUAGAGGCUAUAGAAUUUCAGCAGAACAGUAGUAUGAUCAGUAUGAUAAGAUAAAACACUUAUAAUUAAAAUGUUUCAGGCCUAGAUUAAAUGAGUCUUGUCUUACUCAAAAAUGAUUUGGCAGGAACUAUCAAAAGUUCAGCUACGAUUGCUUAUGUAGGCGUUUUCAAUCGAUUUAUGCCGAAUAUCAUGAGUGUUAGAUAAUUAGAUGGUUUGGUAUAUUUGUUAUUUGUUGAUUAUGAAGGAAAUGGAAUCCUUGUCAUAAUUCAUAAGGAUCUCAAUGAUAUAAAAAAGUAGCAUUCUUUGAACAAUUCAUACUCUUGCUACUUAUAGUCUCUAUACUUUAAUCCUCAAAAUCAUGAUGUUUACUUGUGGGGAUGUUUAGAAUCUUAAAAUAACACAGAGGCAUUCUUUGGAGUAAUUUUACAUGAAACAACCUCUUAAAAACAUACUAUUUUAUAUCGAAAUGUAAAUGAAUAUUAAAAUCAAGCGGGAUUUAUCUGUUUAGGAAUUGCUGUUAUUGCUAAAGACAAUAUAAAGGAUCCUUUUGCUUUUGAAAUUUUUAAAGGAGAACUUCUAGAACAAAAAAUUGAAUUUAAAGGGAAAUUUUUAGUAGCGAGUUACUUCAGAUAUGUUCAUGAUAAAUAAGACUACUAUCAUCUUGGUUAACUCUAUGAAAGCAAAUCUAAAUAGAAAGCCUACUUUUCUAGUUACUUGAAAUCUGUCUACUACAGUAUUAUUGAAGAAAUUAAAGGGAAUGGUGAUACAAAAUCUUAUUAAAAAAUUUAACUGGACAGCUCCAAUUUAUUUAGUUUUACAGAGGUCUCUGUUUCUCCUUCAAAAUAACAAAUAUGGACUAGCCUUACAAUAAUAGUUAUAAAAGAUCUAUUGCCAUAUGUCAAUCUAUGGGAGUAUCAAGAUAAUAAGACACAAAAAGAUAUCAUUGUAUCCAAUUUAUCAGUCUAGCAUUAUACAAUACCAAACAAAGUUUGCUAUAUAGGAAGUUAAUGCAACUUAAUAGAUUCAAAUUACAGCCUUGUAAACCAAUGCAUAGAUGAAAGGAGUAAUUAAUACAAAUUUGAAAUCAUAGUUGAUAAUUAAACUUUCUCAAAUGCAUUAGAAUAAGUCCUUUAAAAUCAAAGUGGUGGUCUUGGAAGCUUCUAAUAGUUAAAUAUAUCCUUCAAACUUAAUGAUUCUUGA
Molecule: messenger RNA, 1269 nt
Organism: Stylonychia lemnae
Lineage: Eukaryota; Ciliophora; Spirotrichea; Sporadotrichida; Oxytrichidae
Source: the annotation of a GenBank genome assembly